Candoia aspera is the source of this 1554-nucleotide messenger RNA. Its product is annotated as C-type lectin domain family 2 member D-like. The record is from RefSeq and is a predicted model, not a curated record. Lineage: Eukaryota; Metazoa; Chordata; Lepidosauria; Squamata; Candoiidae. Bases 1 to 747 code for a protein of 248 amino acids. The transcript is spliced from 6 exons.
AUGUUGUAUGAAUUAGGCCAUGAUCCCAUUUCGCCGUUGCGGCCUAACGGUCAGACAAAUCCAGGAAUACUGAAUAUGGAUGUAACCAGGGAAGACUUAGAGAUGGAACAUCAGCUUGAUGAGGAGCGGCAAGAUCUGCAGGCCUCUCCCAUGAACGGACAUGCUGUUGGACAGGAGCAAGAAACAGGUAAUAUCAAGAAUCGCAGGUGGUCAAAAAUGAAACAGACUUUCAAGGUCUCCCGUGGUCAUGUAGCCAUUGCCACGAUCUUUAUUGCUGGUGCUGUUGCUAUUAUAUGUCUCGUGGUAAUGCAUCACAACCUGAAAGUAAAAAUAGAUGAAUGUAAGUUGCACUUGGCAGCCUCUGAGCACAGAAGACGCCCGUGCCCACCUGACUGGGUGGGGUACCAGAACAAAUGCUAUUACUGUUCAAAUGAAGAAGGAAACUGGACUGCUGCCCAAGACUUUUGCACUCUGUACAAUGCUUCCCUGGCUGUUAUUGGAAAGGAAGAAAUGAAAUUUGUGCUGCGUUACAAAGGCAGCGCUCCCCACUGGAUUGGCCUCAAACUAGACACAAACCAGUCCUGGAAAUGGAUCAACGGAAAAGAUUCAACGCUGGAGGUCAGGGGCAAGGGAGGAGCCUGUGCCUUUCUGAAUGAUGACGCCACGGCAAGCUCUUCAAGGUGCCGUACAGCCCAUCACUGGAUCUGCAGCAAACCUGAUGAACUCACAAGUCCAGAGAUAGUUUGAAAACACACUGGUUCCAAUCUGCUCAACUGAAAUUAUCUUGCAAUGUUGGCCGCAGUAACAACUGGACCUUACAUUCAGAGAAUGCAAAUUAGAUCUGCCUCAUAUGAUGCACCAACUGUGCUCUUUCGUGGGUGGGGAGGCCCUUCAGAAGUCACUCAUGCCACACUCACCCACAGCUUGACUACUGCAGGGAGCUCUACGUGGGGCUGCUCUUGAAGACUGCUUGGAAGUUUCAACUAGUCCAGGAUGCGUUGGCACAGACAGUGACGGGCAUGACUUUGUAUGCCCAUAUGGCACCCUGGGGUUUUUAGCUGUUUUUUUUUUCUUUUUUGUUAAAUCUACCAUCAGUUUUGGGUGCCUUUGAUUCUGUGGCUGGUGGGGGAAUGAUGGGAGGCUGUGAUCCUAACAUAUGGAUAUGGUUUUCUUAACGUUCUUGUUGGUCAGCAACCUAAUUCUAGGGAGUUUGAGAACCUUUUUGACUGGCAACUUGGUUGUUAAGUGAAGUGGUCACUGAGUGAAACAACUGUGCUUAUGAUCUUACUUCAACUUUCCUUUGUUUGACUGACCUGCAAAGGUCAUAAGUGCAAGGAUUGGUCGCUGUUACUCUUUCAUCACUGUGAUAACUGUGAAUGGUCACUCAGUGAGGCAGUCACUAAAUGAGGACUACCUCAUUAGAUUGUGACCCUUCCCCUGUUGUUAAAUGUAUUAUUGACAUUUGCCAUAAACAGCAAUGCAGUCUCCCUAGAAGGAUGACUGUCUGGAUUAUGUUAAUUGUCUCUGGUCCAGGGUCACAGUAUUAGGUUCUAG